Messenger RNA from Helianthus annuus (common sunflower), 1712 nucleotides. RefSeq names its product 7-deoxyloganetin glucosyltransferase. The transcript is spliced from 2 exons. Gene Ontology annotation, molecular function: UDP-glycosyltransferase activity. The record is from RefSeq and is a predicted model, not a curated record. NCBI's taxonomy places the organism in Eukaryota, Viridiplantae, Streptophyta, Magnoliopsida, Asterales, Asteraceae. Bases 120 to 1562 code for a protein of 480 amino acids.
AGAUAAUUGUUCGUUAGUAGGCAAUGCAAUUAAAUCGCAUGUGGUUGGUUGGGUUCACUAUUUGCCUAUAAAAAGGGGUAUAUGCCACACUAACCCAAGUGUGGAAUUGAAAAGGUUCCAUGGGUUCGAAUCUAGAGAAAAAGCCACAUGCAUUGUGCAUACCAGCCCCGCUUCAAGGCCACAUAAAUCCUAUGCUAAAACUAGCCAAAAUCCUCCAUUCAAAAGGUUUUCUUAUCACUUUUGUCAACACCGAGUUUAACCACCAACGCCUACUUAGAUCACAAGGGCUUGAAGCCCUACAUGGCCUUCCUUCCUUUCGGUUCGAGACCAUCCCCGAUGGCCUUCCACCACCCGAAAACACAAACGCCACACAAGAGAUCCCGUCUCUGGCCAAAUCUGUUGAGGAAACUUGUUUGGGUCCGUUUAAAAGUCUCGUGACCAAAGUGAAUGCCUCUUAUGCACCGGUGACUUGCAUCGUGUCGGACUUGCUUAUGGGCUUCACCCUAGCUGCGGCCGAAGAACUCGGUAUCCCGGAGAUUCUUCUCUGGACCAGUGGUACUGGUUCUUUAAUAUGUUACAAUCAAUUUACAAAUCUGUUGGAAAAAGAGUUGAUGCCUCUUAAAGAUCCAAGUUAUUUAGUAAAUGGUUACUUGGAUACAGUUGUAGAUUGUAUCCCGACCAUGCCGGGUAUACGUCUAAAAGAUUUCCCUCCUUUCAUUAGAAUUAUCUACCCUGGCGAUGAGUACAUGGUUCGAUUUUUAUGUUUACAAGUAGAGAGAGCGAAAAGAGCUUCAGCCAUCAUUUUCAACACUUUUGAUGCACUAGAACAUGAUGUUUUAGAUUCACUUUCAUCAAUGUAUCCUCCUUGUUAUGGGAUUGGCCCUUUACAUCUACUCGAGAAAAAUAUUGCUGAUAAAUCUCUUGCAUCUUUCAAAUCAAACCUUUGGAAAGAGGAACCUGAAUGUCUAAAAUGGUUAGACUCCCAAGCACCAUCGUCUGUUAUUUAUGUGAAUUUUGGUAGCAUUGCAGUGAUGACGCCUCAACAACUAGUCGAAUUUUGUUGGGGACUAGCAAAGAGUAAUUAUUCAUUUUUGUGGAUAAUACGGCCUGACCUUGUCAUUGGUGAUAAUGCUAUGCUCCCACCAGAGUUUGUAACCGAAACAAGUGAUAGAGGGAUGUUGGUUGGAUGGUGUCCCCAAGAAGAAGUUCUAAAUCACCCGUCAAUUGGAGGGUUUUUAACGCACAGUGGAUGGAACUCGACACUUGAAAGCAUUUCUAGUGGCGUGCCAAUGAUAUGUUGGCCGUUUUUCGCGGACCAACAAACGAAUUGCUGGUGGAGUUGCAACAAAUGGGGUGUUGCCACGGAGAUUGACAAUAAUGUAAAGAGUGAUGAAGUCUCAAAACUAGUGGUUGAGUUAAUGAAAGGAGAAAAAGGGAGGGAAAUAAGGAAGAAUGUCAUUGACUUGAAGAACAAAGCUCAGGAGGCAUGUAUUGCUCCUUCAGGGUCAUCCAUGACUAAUUUGGAGAAAGUAGUUCAACUAAUGCAUACAUUUUCAAAAUGAUUUGUAAUCUAUUUUUUUAUGCUUUUGUGCUUAUGCUAUGCUCUAAUAGAGAUGCAAAAAAAAUGUAUUUUAUUUUUUAUUUGUAUCAUAAGGUGAUAUGAAAAGUAUUUUCAUGCGUCACUAAUAACAUCCUUUACCACAUUCUUCUUA